Pyrus x bretschneideri (Chinese white pear) is the source of this 875-nucleotide messenger RNA. RefSeq names its product coatomer subunit zeta-2-like. Gene Ontology annotation, cellular component: COPI vesicle coat. The record is from RefSeq and is a predicted model, not a curated record. Bases 154 to 690 code for a protein of 178 amino acids. Gene Ontology annotation, biological process: intracellular protein transport; intra-Golgi vesicle-mediated transport; retrograde vesicle-mediated transport, Golgi to endoplasmic reticulum. The transcript has 6 exons. NCBI's taxonomy places the organism in Eukaryota, Viridiplantae, Streptophyta, Magnoliopsida, Rosales, Rosaceae.
AAUUAAUUUCGGGGUUUUUAUUUGGAAAUAACGUAAAAUUAAGUGGUGGGUUGGGGAAAGUAUAAAGUUGAACAAACGUGUACCGAAAACAAACAAUUUCGGUGCUUUCUGCUGCUUCGUCGGAGACUCCGGAGUCGCUCUCCUCCGAACAAAAUGGAGUCAUGCCCUUCGAUAAAGAACAUCCUCCUCCUUGAUUCUGAAGGGAAACGUGUGGCUGUCAAGUAUUAUUCAGAGGAGGACUGGCCAACGAAUGCUGCCAAAGAAUCCUUUGAGAAAGCUGUGUUUACUAAAACUCAAAAGACAAAUGCACGGACAGAAGCUGAGAUAGCAAUGUUUGAGGGCACCAUUGUAGUUUACAAGUUUGUUCAAGACCUUCACUUUUUUGUUACUGGGGGUGAAAAUGAAAAUGAGCUCAUUUUAGCCACAGUUCUCCAGGGUUUUUUUGAUGCAGUCGGCAUUCUCCUGAGAGGCAAUGUGGACAAGAAGGAAGCACUUGAGAAUUUGGAUCUCAUUUUACUAUGCCUCGAUGAAAUUGUUGAUGGCGGUAUUGUUCUUGAGACUGAUUCAAAUGUUAUAGCAAGUAAGGUUGCAAGUCAUAGCAUUGAUGCUGGAGCUCCGUUGUCUGAGCAGACAAUAAGCCAAGCAUUAGCGACCGCCCGCGAACAUCUAGCAAGAUCACUUCUUAAAUGAUGUGUUGAAAGAGGAGAAGCAAGGAGAGAGGACAUCAGUUUUGUAUGUUUCUAUUCCAUUAUUGGUGUGCUUGAUUUCAAGUAUCGAAUUAGCUAAAAAUGCUGCGAUGUUAUCAAAUUCGAUUAUCUUUGUAGAACUUGGUUAAUUUGGACAUCGGAAAUGUCAAUGGUUUACAAUUCAGGUUA